UUGCAACAUAUAAUAAGUCAUUGCUUCACAGCAGGGGCUUUCAGUUGUUACUGCUGCAGUAUUUCUAUGCUUGUUGGGAGAACUUUGGACAAUGGCGCAAGCCUGUGGUAGAUGCGCUUUCUUUUUCGCCAGGAGGAGCAAAGUUGCAGCUCUGAGUUCCUCAGCAGCUGUUCGACUUUGGAGAAGGCCAUCAAGUAACCUAUCUGUGCUGCAAGCAGUGCACACACCACUGACCCCGCCUGGUGCGCGAUUCGAGUCUACGACGCCCACCUCAGAAGUUGCCACGAUCCAUGAGCAAAGAGUUCGAGAAUUUCACAUGUAUGCGGACGAGACAUUGGAGACAUUGUCGGAGGUGUUUGAGAACUUGCCCGAGGAGCCAGGUGUGAAUGUUCCCGACGGAUAUGAUGUACAAUGUGGGGGUGGCGUGCUGACAAUUGAAUUGGACUCUGCAAACACGUACGUCCUAAACAAGCAAGCACCUAAUCAGCAAAUCUGGAUUUCGUCUCCUUUCACCGGCCCAAAGCGAUUCAACUUAUUCAGAAACAACCGCUGGCUGACGGACAAGCAAGAAUCACUGUUUGACCUUCUCUCCGCGGAGAUGUCGACAUACUUUAAAGCUGAGAUCAACGUCAAGACCCGAGUGAACGAAACAAACAGAACGAAAUGGAAGUAGAAUAAAAAAAUAUAUGAAUCCUGCUGUA
This is a messenger RNA of Sycon ciliatum, 701 nucleotides long. RefSeq lists its product as uncharacterized. Gene Ontology annotation, cellular component: mitochondrion. Gene Ontology annotation, biological process: intracellular iron ion homeostasis; iron incorporation into metallo-sulfur cluster. The record is from RefSeq and is a predicted model, not a curated record. Gene Ontology annotation, molecular function: ferric iron binding; ferroxidase activity; ferrous iron binding. The transcript is spliced from 5 exons. Bases 92 to 673 code for a protein of 193 amino acids. Lineage: Eukaryota; Metazoa; Porifera; Calcarea; Leucosolenida; Sycettidae.